This is a messenger RNA of Pediculus humanus corporis (human body louse), 456 nucleotides long. RefSeq lists its product as uncharacterized. The record is from RefSeq and is a predicted model, not a curated record. The transcript is spliced from 2 exons. Lineage: Eukaryota; Metazoa; Arthropoda; Insecta; Psocodea; Pediculidae. The coding region runs from base 1 to 456 and encodes 151 amino acids.
AUGAGUUUCUUUAAUUCACUUCAACAAUAUGUGUCGACCGGAGUGGCAAACUUAUCGUUAAAUUCGAAAAGAUUUUCAUUGAGUCGCGAUAAUUCGUCGUCUGGUAAUAAUUAUUCGGAUGUGAGUGCGUCGGAAAAUAUAAACACAUCAUCGGAUAAAAUUUCAUCGACCGGAAAUGCUCCUCCACCUCCGGCACACGGAUUUCCAAAAGUCGUACCCACGCAGGGAGUCGUGUCGUCGUUUCCGAGAGCGAGAAGAAAAACAAUCGAAUGCCCACCCGGGAUGAACGAAUUGGCCAUACCGACAACUCCCAGACGAGUCGGUUCUUUCAGACAUCAAAGACCGCCUAGAGCACCUCUUAUGUUUUGCAGAAGAAGGCAAUCGUGGCCGGAAUUCGAUCAACAAGCCACAUCCGGUAAAAUGAAUUACAUGAAAAUAUUUGAAAUUUAUAAAUGA